UUUUCCGCUGCACGCCAACUGUUCGAUAAAUUGUCUCUUAAAAAAUUUGAAGCAUAUAUGUGUGUGUGGGUGAAUUGCGUAGCUGUUUUACAAUCUUAACUAUCUAUGGAAGUAUGGAUACUGGAAACAACUUUCGUAUUUGCUCUGUUUGAUAAAAUUGAAACUUGGAAACUGGAGCCUGAACACCGUGCAUUGAAUUUGUUUUGCCCUUUUUUACUGACUAUGGAAGGGGAUUUAAUUUGUUUUAGUUUUCAGGGUGUUGAGUUAAUGCUGCAAGUUACAUUCUUUUUUACUUUUUAUUUUUUUAAGGAAGAGCAGAUAUAUCAACAAUAUUAUGGCUGCAAACAGGCCUCGGACUAGCAGUUUCUCUCGUAACAUUGCUGCUGCUCCCGUGUCCCAGAUUCCUGGACUUAAGCAUGGCCCAAAUGGCACAAUGUUUCUUUCAUCUGGCAUAUCUGAUCUUGACAAGAUUUUGGGUGGCGGAUUCUCUUUGGGGAGUCUAGUCUUGGUGAUGGAAGACCCUGAGGCACCUCAUCAUAUGCUUUUGUUGAGAAAUUUUAUGUCUCAGGGGAUUGUUCACAAACAGCCGCUGCUUUAUGCCAGUCCUGAAAGGGAUCACCGUAGUUUUCUUGGUAUUUUGCCAAGUCUAAUGUCUUCCAAGGAUGACAAGUCUCGUGAGAGGGACACAGAACAGGACAAGGGUUUAAGAAUUGCUUGGCAAUAUAAGAAGUAUUUCGGGGAACAAAAUUCAGAGGUUCAACGAGGUGGAAAAGCUGAAUAUUGCAAUGACUUUGACUUGCGGAAGCCAUUAGAGCGGCAUUUCCUUAGUGGACAACGCAUUGAUUGCAUUAGUCUUCAGGAUUUUCCCAAUCUAGACCCUCUACGUCGGUGUUGCUCAACUUUCUUAGCCCAAAUCCCAAGAUGUGAUGGUAACAUGACUUGCACAGGCAGGAUUGCCAUUGAGUCACUAUGUGCUCCUCAGUGCGACUUUUCCAACAACGAGUGGGACAUCCUUUCUUUCAUCAGAUCUUUGAAAUGCAUGAUACGGUCCUCAAAUGCAGUAGCAGUCAUAUCUUUUCCUUCAUCUCUUAUUUCCCCAUCCUCCUUGAAGAGAUGGCAGCAUCUAGCAGACACAUUAAUCUCUGUUCAACCAAUUCCAGAUGAGGACAAGGACUUGGCAAAGCUUCUCACAGGUUACCAGGACAUGGUUGGUCUUCUCAAUGUGCACAAAGUGGCACGUAUUAAUACACAGGUUCCUGUAAUUCUUGAAGCGACCACGUUUUCAAUUAAACUCCACAAGCGACGAUCAUUAGUUCUAGAGUGUCUAAAUCAAGCCCCUGUUGAUGGUUCAAGUGGGGCUUCAUAUGGUUCCUCUGGUAAUUGCUCCGGGAGUUCCAAUACAGGGAACCUCGACUUUUAGUUGGCACCAGAUUGCGGUUAACUGCAAUCUUUCAGGAUUGUACUCAUAUUUACUUGAUCACAUCCAGUCAUGGUGAAGCAAAAAUGAGUUUGUGGGAAAAAAAUGUGCAUUGUACUUUGUAAUGCUGUAAUCUGUUAGCUGUAUUGAGUCUGACAUACCCAAAAGAUGAAAUCAGAUUGAAUAUAACUUUGAAGAUCAAUAUAUAAUAGGUAUAGAGCUGGUUAGAGUAGAUUAUAUAGACUAAACAUAAUGAUCUUUGUUUUCACAUAAUCUAUUUUUCUGAAGAGCUUAUUGUGCACUUUGCUAUUUUAUAAUGUCCAAGUAAAAUGUUUCAUUAAA
Molecule: messenger RNA, 1759 nt
Organism: Ipomoea nil (Japanese morning glory)
Lineage: Eukaryota; Viridiplantae; Streptophyta; Magnoliopsida; Solanales; Convolvulaceae
Product: elongator complex protein 4
Exons: 9
Coding region: 335-1420 (361 amino acids)
Biological process (GO): tRNA wobble uridine modification
Cellular component (GO): elongator holoenzyme complex; cytoplasm; transcription elongation factor complex
Source: RefSeq, a predicted model, not a curated record